Molecule: messenger RNA, 2269 nt
Organism: Saccoglossus kowalevskii
Lineage: Eukaryota; Metazoa; Hemichordata; Enteropneusta; Harrimaniidae
Product: cilia- and flagella-associated protein 45-like
Source: RefSeq, a predicted model, not a curated record
GAUUAUUCAUGUGAUUGUCAUGGUGACGUUGGCGUAAAUAAGAGUCUCCCAUUGGUAACUCGGUGUCGAGCAGCUCCAACCAUCAUAACAUUGCAAUCGUUGAAAACACGACUAUUAUCAUAAUUUUAGCUGAAUUUACAGAUAUCAGGCAACAUGCCCCGCAGUGUGGUUAGUUCUGCUGGAAGCUCUUCUGGGGGCUCAUCAGCAUCCCGUAGAGCCAGAACUCGUCAGUAUUACACUGUCAAUAGAACCUCAGAUGUUGAUGAAUCACUGUUCGGUUCACCGCAUAAAGACACCCUGAUUAGACAGCGGAAAGAGAAGGAACACACUGAAGACAUCUUUGAAACCAAACCAGCAUCUGGUAAAACUUCAGGUCGACGAGCAAAGCCCAAAAAGAAAGAAGAGGUACAAGUUAUAACUAAAGAUCUUAUUCGUAAAUUAAUUGUACCAAGUGAAGAUCCAUCAGGUCAGUCAUGUAUCUUGGGACGGUCAGAGUAUUCAAGAAUCUUAAAUGCUGCCAGAGUACUCACAGAUGAAGAACGUGAAGCCAUGUUUGGUAACAUCAAAGAAGAAAAAGAUGCAAUGCUGGAUGCUGUCGCAGAACGUAAAAGAUUCAUACAAGAAAUGGACCGCAGUAGAAAGAAAAAUGAGAAGUUAUCAGACUUAGAUGAGGAGGCCAAACGGCAGGCUGAGUAUCUUUUAGAGAAGGCCAGAGAACAGAGAGAAGAACAAGAAGAUGAAAUUAAACAUCUCAAUGAGCUUAUCCUGAAUGCCAAGUGCCAUGCAAUUAGAGAUGCUCAGAUCUUAGAGAAGGGGCAGGUGAAGGAAGAGAUGACAGACGAGGAGAAACGCCUUGACCUAAUGAUGGAGGUCGACAGACAAAAUGCCCUGAAACUACAGGAAGAGAUUGAAAGCCAACGUAAAGAGGAAAGAUUGGCAGGGAAACAUGUUAUCCUGACUCAGAUUGCAGAGAGAGAGGAAGAACGACUUCUCGAUCAGGAAAAGAAAGAUCAGGAAGCACACCAGAUGUUGAAAUAUCUUGAGAAAUUACAAAUAGAGGACUUGAAGGCUUUAGAAAGGAAACAUGAACAACAAUUAGAGUCACAGAAAGAAAUUAUGCGAGCGAAUAUAGAAUCAGAGAAGACACGUGAAGUGAGAAAAGAGCAACAGAAACUGGAAGAGCAGAAGGUGGUGGAGUAUAUGAAGCAGAAAGCUGAGCGAGAAGCUGCAUUUGAAGCUGAACAGGAAAGAAAGCGAAUUGAAAAAGAGAAGGAAGUUGCUAGGUUGCGCGCAAUGCAGGAGCGUGCUAAAGAUUACCAAGCCGAGAAAGAUAUGCUGCGUGCAAAGCGAAAUCAGGAACAGCUGGAAAGAGAAUGGAGAAAGAAGGAAAGGGAGGAAGCAAUGAAGAAAGCAGAGACUGAGAAGAUGUUGAAGGAUGCUCGUGAAAUUCAAGUUAUGAACAAAGAACACUUCCUGGCUGUGCAAGCUGCCAGAGAGAGGGCAGAGUUUGAGAGAGUAUUACAAGCACAGAGAGAAGAGAUGGAUGCAGAGAAGGCAAAGGAGGAACACUUCCGGUAUAGAAAGCUUGCUCAUGCAGAUGAUGUGCGUAAACAGAUCCGUGAGAAAGAACAAUUGAAAAUUGCAGACAGAGAUUCAUUCUUUGAGGAAGGAAUUAAAUUGGAUGAAGAAGCUAGAGCUAGAAGAGCAAAAUUGGAUGAAAUUAAGAAAAAGAAACUUGAUGAACUGAGGAAUGCUGGUGUUCCCGAGAAAUACUGCGCUGAAGUUGAAAGAAGGAUAAAUGCACCAACGGUUACGUUAGUUAUGAAAUAAGUCCCUUUCCCCAAAUGUGUAAAAAAACUCAAAUAUAUUUUAAAGACAUUUCAAUUUUGUUGAUUUCACUACAAAUGUAUGUGAACAGCAAAAAUUUGGUUGAUUUUUUUAAGAAUAUUUCUGCGAUAUCCAAACUGUGUGAAAUAAAUUGUUGAGUUGUCUAUAUGCAGUAGUCAUUGUAAUUUAAUUCGACUAAAAUUGAUAUUUUUACAACUUAUCGUACCUUCUGAUUCAUGACUGGGGCAAUGGGACUCAUCCCCCAUCUGCUUUCAAUCGUGCAUUAACAAUAAAUAAUCUACUUCUAGUUGUUUACAUCAUUUCCAAGUUGUUAUUAGAAUUACACGGUUUUAUUUUGUAAUAUAUGACGUGUAAUUAUUUCUAAGAGAAAUGUUGAUAUGUGUAAAUAAUUUGUAUAAUAUUAAACAGUUUGUUACCAAAA